Messenger RNA from Asparagus officinalis (garden asparagus), 1355 nucleotides. RefSeq names its product protein disulfide-isomerase-like. The transcript has 8 exons. Lineage: Eukaryota; Viridiplantae; Streptophyta; Magnoliopsida; Asparagales; Asparagaceae. Gene Ontology annotation, biological process: protein folding; response to endoplasmic reticulum stress. The record is from RefSeq and is a predicted model, not a curated record. Gene Ontology annotation, cellular component: endoplasmic reticulum. Gene Ontology annotation, molecular function: protein disulfide isomerase activity.
CCCCUCCCCCCGAAAAUUUCCCCACUCGUACAAAGGAGGGAAAAUUCCCCCCAUUUAUUUUCACGAAGAGCUAAAAAACCCUCUCGCUCGCUCUACCCCGCUCUAAUGGCGGUCAAAUCUAGGGUUUGGAUCUCUUCGAUUUUUCUCGCUUUAUUCGUUUUUUCUUCGGUUUCUUCAGUUAGGGUGGAGGAGGGGACCGAAGCUAAGCAGGAGGAUUCGUCGGUUCUCACGCUCGACGCGUCGAACUUCGACGAGGCGAUCGCUAAGCAUCCCUUCGUCGUCGUCGAAUUCUACGCUCCUUGGUAAUUUCUUAUUCUUUGAUGUUUGAUUUGGGGUCGUGAUCGCUUGAUUGUGUUUUUGGGGGAUGAGGGAAAGAAUAUCCAAGAGUACAAAGGUUCUAGGGAUGCUGAUGGCAUAGUUGAAUACUUGAAGAAGCAAGUUGGUCCUGCUUCUGCUGAGGUCAAAUCCUCGGAUGAUGUUGCAAACCUCAUCAAUGAUAAGAAAGUUAUUAUUGUGGGGAUUUUCCCUGAAUUUUCUGGUCAGGAGUUUGAGAACUUCAUGUCAGUUGCAGAUAAAUUGCGUUCUGAAUAUGAGUUCAUCCAUUUAUCGGAUGCUAAGCUCCUUCCUCACGGGGAUUCAUCUGUUAAGGGACCCGUAGUUAGAUUACUCAAGCCCUUUGAUGAACUUUCUGUUGAUUCUCAGGAUUUUAAUGUGGAAGCAUUAGAAAACUUCAUUGAAGUUGGUAGUGUGCCUAUUGUCACAACUUUUAACAAGGAUCCCGCCAACCACCCUUUUGUCAUUAAAUUCUUCAACAGCGACAAUUCCAAAGCUAUGCUAUUUGUGAACUUCAGCAGUGAGCAAUUUGAUGCCCUGAAGUCUAAGUACCACGAAGUUGCCUCGGCCUUCAAAGGAAAAGGCAUAAGCUUUCUGAUUGGUGAUCUUGAUGCCAGUCAAGGUGCUUUCCAGUAUUUCGGCCUUAAAGAAGAUGACGCGCCUCUUGUCCUCAUACAAGAACAUGAUGGGACAAAAUAUUUUAAACCAACUGUGGAACCAGAGCAGAUUGUCACUUGGUUGAAUGAUUACCAGGAGGGCCACUUGAAACCGUUCAGAAAAUCUGAAGCAAUUCCUGAGGUUAAUAAUGAACCUGUCAAGGUGGUGGUUGCUGACAAUCUGCAUGAUGUGGUUAACUCUGGGAAAAAUGGUCUCUACAAUCAUCGCCAGUUACUGGCACACAUGGGAGUUCUUUAGCUUUCAAGCCACUUGUUGAAACUCGUUCUUUCUCAUCCACAGGUUUUGUACCCUUUACUUCGUACAUGAAACAUGAUAUUUCUUUACAUAAUACUGAAGUAAUAAAU